Messenger RNA from Fraxinus pennsylvanica, 1563 nucleotides. NCBI's taxonomy places the organism in Eukaryota, Viridiplantae, Streptophyta, Magnoliopsida, Lamiales, Oleaceae. The record is from the annotation of a GenBank genome assembly.
AUGUCUGACCUAGCAGGUAGAAUUACUAGAGCAAGGACCCAUGCCUGCGGAAACAUUAAAGGCACUAUAGUUAUUAAACUGCGGCGAUAUGCGAAAGAUACUGACAUGAAUAGAGAGGAGUUGGGAAAUAUUAUGACUGUAAGGACGAAACCAGCAGGUCUAUUAAUUGGAAAAAGCAAUGGCCAUUGUGACGAUGAAGGAGAAUCCAAGAUGGAACCACACGUGGGGUUAGAGUUUGAUUCGGCAGAAGAGGCCCAAGAGUUUUACAGUGACUAUGCAACCCAAGUGGGGUUCAAAAUUAGGAUAGGUCAGCUGUAUAGAUCCAGAGUUGAUGGUGCUGUUAUUUCUCGGAGAUUUGUAUGUUCAAAGGAAGGAUUUCAGACAAAUGCAAGAACUGGCUGUCCUGCUUUCAUAAGAGUGCAAAAAGUUGAUUCUGGGAAGUGGGUUUUGGCCAAUAUAAAGAACGAUCAUAACCAUGAACUUGAAGUCCCUGGAGAAAUUUGUCCACCCCAGAUUCAGAGAAAAAGUUUUCCAACUCCUAGGUCAUCAGCUGGUGGGGCAAGUAGGACAGGUAUCAGAUCACAUGAGGAGGAUGGUCUAUCUGGUGUUGUUGAUAUCAAACGUCUCAAAAAGGAAGACGUGGGUGGAAUUGCAGUACCUAUAGGUGAACCAUACAAGGGUCUUGAAUUUAAUUCUGCUGAUGAAGCAUACAAAUUCUACAACACAUUUGCAGCCAUUACAGGAUUUAAAGUCAGGAUAGGUCAAUUAUUCCGCUCCAAACAUGAUGGAUCAAUUACAUCCCGAAGAUUUGUGUGCUCCAAGGAAGGGCAUCAACACCCUUCAAGAGUAGGUUGUGGAGCAUACAUGAGAAUUCAAAGACAAGAAUCAGGAAGGUGGGUUGUCGAUCGUCUUCAAAAGGAACACAAUCAUGAAUUUGACAGUCCCACGGAUCCUAGUAGAAGAGUGACAGUUGCAUCAAAGGGGUAUAGAGAGGAAGGAAGCAGUGGAUUGGAAAAUUUGGAUUUAGUUGAAACAAAUGGAGGCCUCAGCCUUGUCAAACGAGUGCGAGAAAGUAAUGGCGCAUUCUUUGCUGGCAUUCCUGUGGAUGGAAGCUUGAAAUCAUAUUUCAGUCCGCUAUUGACAGCCCAAACACCUCUCGAUGAAUUUGUUGUAAGAUAUGAGAAAGCUCUUGAACAACGUCGUGAAGAGGAAAGGAAGGAGGACUUUAACUCGUUUAAUAUACAAGCAGUUUUGCAUACAAAAGACCCCAUAGAAGAACAGUGUAGAAGGCUUUACACCAUCACAAUGUUCAAAGUAUUUCAGAAAGAGCUUUUAGAAUGCUAUAGCUAUGUUGGAAUAAAAAUAAAUGUCGAAGGAGCCAUCAGUAGAUAUCUGGCACGCUUUGAAGCAGGUGGUUCUCAAGAUUUCAAGCCCCUGAUGUUUUGGAGUUUACGAGAAGAAGCCCGUAAUUUUAUUGAGGCAGGAGCAGCUUCUUUGGAAAGAUACAAACUCGCUUUCGAGAUCAUGCAGGAGGGUAGAAGAAGUCUCUGCUGGCAAAACUAG